This is a messenger RNA of Corythoichthys intestinalis (scribbled pipefish), 2491 nucleotides long. It is a transcript of the gene mfap1, whose product is annotated as microfibril associated protein 1. The record is from RefSeq and is a predicted model, not a curated record. Gene Ontology annotation, cellular component: U2-type spliceosomal complex. Gene Ontology annotation, molecular function: RNA binding. Bases 150 to 1475 code for a protein of 441 amino acids. Gene Ontology annotation, biological process: mRNA splicing, via spliceosome. Lineage: Eukaryota; Metazoa; Chordata; Actinopteri; Syngnathiformes; Syngnathidae. The transcript has 8 exons.
CAAUGAACAUCCGAAGAAGACCAUGGUUCCGCCCACUGUGUACACUGUAGUGUAGUGGUAGUACACGCAUAGCUUUUCAUUAUUUGAAACACUGGCUCGUUCUUUUGCCAGUAAAAUACUACUAAAUUUGGUUUUUCCAGCACGCAGCCAUGUCUAACCACGACUCCGUCAACAUGAAGCUUCCAGCUAUACAAUCCACGGCUGGAGCCGUGCCCGUCCGGAAUGAGAAAGGCGAGAUCUCAAUGGAGAAGGUGAAGGUAAAGAGAUACGUGUCGGGCAAGCGUCCAGACUACGCACCGAUGGAGUCAUCAGAUGAGGAAGAGGAGGAUUUCCAGUUUGUCAAAAAGGGAAAGGAAAUGGAGCCCGAGUUGGAACAGGAGGAAGAGGAUGUAUCAGACCCCCGUCUAAAGCGUUUGCUCAACCGUGUCUCUGAGGACGUGGAGGAGAGGCUUGCGAGACAUCGACAGAUAGUGGAGCCUGAAGUCGUCGCAGAGAGCAGCGAAGACUCUGAUGAAGGCACGUGGCAUCCACAACGGGAGGAGAGCAGCGAGGAUGAAGAAGAGGAAGAGGAAGAAGUUGACGAUGAGGAAAUUGAGAGGCGUCGAGCAAUGAUGCGGCAACGAGCUUUGGAACGCAAGACAGAAGAGAUGGAAGUCAUGGAGGUGGAGGAGGAAGGCAAAUCCGCGGAGGAAUCUGAAUCAGAGUCUGAAUAUGAAGAAUAUACAGAUAGUGAAGAUGAAGCGGAGCCCAGACUUAAACCAGUCUUCAUCCGCAAAAAGGACAGAGUGACGGUAGCAGAGCGGGAAGCAGAGCAGCAAAAGCAACGAGAGCUGGAGGCAGAGGCCAAGAGGCAACAGGAAGAGCGGCGACGCUACACACUGAAGAUAGUAGAAGAGGAGGCAAAGAAAGAAUUUGAGGAGAAUAGGCGCAGUCUGGCCGCUCUGGAUGCUCUCGACACGGAUGGUGAGAACGAGGAAGAGGAGUACGAAGCCUGGAAAAUUCGUGAACUGAAACGAAUUAAGAAAGACCGAGAAGCUAGAGAAGCGAUGGAGAAAGAAAAGGCAGAAAUUGAGCGAUUCCGUAAUAUGAAAGACGAGGAGCGCAGGGCUGAGCUCCGCAACAACGGUAAAGUCAUCACCAACAAAGCGUCCAAAGGCAAAUACAAGUUCCUUCAGAAGUACUACCACAGAGGAGCCUUCUUUUUGGAUGAGGAGGACGAAGUUUACAAGAGAGACUUCAGCGCACCCACUCUGGAGGAUCACUUCAACAAAACCAUUUUGCCCAAAGUCAUGCAGGUUAAAAACUUUGGGCGGUCAGGACGUACCAAGUAUACCCACUUGGUGGAUCAGGAUACCACAUCGUUUGAGUCUGCGUGGGCUCAGGAAAGUGCUCAGAACAACAAGUUCUUUAAGCAGAAGGCAGCGGGAGUAAGAGACGUGUUUGACAGACCUACUGUGAAGAGGAAGAAGACUUAAAAUUUGUGCUCCCUGCCUUUGCCAGGACUUAGUUUUGUAUAGAACACAGAUUGUUUGGAUUCUUUUGAUCCAUCUUAAAAAACUGAAAACUGGUGUGUUUAGUUUUCACUGUUUGACCAAUAACCAUUGUUCAUUGUCCAAAGGGAAGUUGAUGGGUCAAGAUGUACAUUAAUUUUGUACAUAGUCACCAAGUAAUGAGUUUGAAUUAAAUAAUUGUUCUUUUUUUCAUUGCUCAUGCAUAUUUGUGAAAAGUUUUUUUUUUUUUUAUAAAAACAUAAAAUAAAAUGUAUUUUCAUAGUUUUAAGGUGUGAGCUUAAUGUAACCAAACACACAAAGACGAUGUAUUUUUAUUUAUCUUUAUUGUGAAACCCCUACCCCCCAAAAUGAAAAACAACACAGCAUAUCUAAUUUGAAUAGUUCAAUGUUAAUGAAGUUGGACAAAACUGGUGACUGAGUCCUGUGUUUGUUCAGCUAGUCAGAGCCACCAGAGCUUCCACCACAUUGCCCAUGUGUUCUCUCAGACUGCGCUCUGCUGCAAACCUGGAAAUCUCCAUCUCGGACAUCUGAAGCACAAAAUGACCAUCUGAUCACCAAACAUUUUUUUGAAAUGCUGAAAUUUGAGAUGUUACAUACCGUACAUAGGGGGUUAACAAUUACAAGUUAACCAGAUAAUUUUACAGCAAUAAAAUGCUCUUUUGUGUCAAUGCCUUAUAUUUGAUUGGAAGUGUAUACUGUAUAUUCUUAACAUAGCUUAGAAGGACUUUCUACCUAAAAAGAGAACAUGCUGCCAAUCUUAAAAUCUCAGUCAACUGCUUAUAUCGGAUUGAAUCCUAUUCUUAAACUUGGUUGCCAUUAUUUCCCCAAGUAUACCAGCUUGUAAUUUAAUGCCCUAAAAUGUAAACAAUCCAAUUUUUGGGGACAUGCCAACUUCAACCCCGAACAUAUCUAAAUGAUUGCCUUAAAAUUUGGGAUUUUGUGAACGUACUAAACUUUUGCUUCUGAAAUGACUGAACAAA